AUGAGCCUCCCUGCCGGCCACGGUCAGAGCACGUCUUACGAGCAGGUGGAAGCCAGCGAGGACGGCCACGAGAACGGUACUACUUCGCGCGAACGUCAGCGUGAGAGCGCGUAUGCCGACGCGGCCGUCGCCUCCAACGCCUCCACCUCGUACGCGCCGCGCGACGACUCACCUCCACCCACCCGCUCGCACGCCACCUGGGACACACGUAUUGGCCGGGUGCGCGACGACACUAGCGACGAGGAGGAGGAGCUCGAGGAGAAGGACUACAGGCGCGCACGCAAGGGCCUCCUGCGCAACUCGGGCAACUAUACCGCCGACUCGCUGGGCAAAAAGUCGAAGAAGUCGGGCACGUCCACCUCGGGAAGCGUCAAGAGCAAGGGCAGCUUGCGCUCCAAGAUCUCGAGGUAA
Molecule: messenger RNA, 411 nt
Organism: Apiotrichum porosum
Lineage: Eukaryota; Fungi; Basidiomycota; Tremellomycetes; Trichosporonales; Trichosporonaceae
Exons: 1
Coding region: 1-411 (136 amino acids)
Source: RefSeq, a predicted model, not a curated record